AUGAGUUCUGGAGAUACGGCUAGGGUCGUCUGGGAAGGCUGGACAACCAAAGUCAAAGACAGACUCAAUGAAGUGAGAGGAAAGUUGAAAUUGAAAGAAUUCGAUCAUAAAGUCCACUAUGAAUGGACAGAAGACGAGAGACGACGUAACGAAGAAGUUCUCAUCGGUUUACGCCAGGACGUCCGAAGCAGACGUUUUGAACUCAAACGAAAUGCCGAUUGUAUAGAUUCGAAGGUGAUCAACAAUGUCUUCCAGGACAGAAGGGAGAAGAGGAUGUCUUUGCAGAGGUUCACUGCUAAGGAAGCUGUUACUGAAAUGGAUCAGCUAGUCUGCGCAAAGGCCAAGUUCUUGAACGCUCUCCACUACGCCCGUGUGACGUCUGAGGAAAAAUUACGGCAAUUCAAAGCAGGUCUGGUCUGCAUGAGCUCGGCAAUGGAAAAGACAUCGGAACAACUCGAAAAUGAACAGCGCAUCCGAAAUCUAGAGAACGCCCUUGAUAAGGCCAGAAUGAAGUGUGACAUGGGCCGGAGUAUCGGCCACCAAUAUGAAUUCAUCGUGAAGAAAAUGAAAGAGGAAAGUCUAUGUUAUCCUGGGAAGCUUGAUGUGAUGGAGAAUGAAAUCAUGUACCAGAGAGGUCAGCUCAAAGAAAUGAGGAGAGUGCUGAAGGUGGCGCGUGAUGCGCGAGAGGUUUCAAGGGAAGAACUGACCACGUUAGAACAGGACUGUCAAGGCGCAAAACGCAAACGGGACCAACUACUAGUCGCCACCCGGAAGGAAGUGGAACAGCGCAAGAGUACAUGGGAUGAGAAACCACCAGCCAACAGCAAACGGGCAAUAAAGGCUCUAGAUAAUAUGAGCUCGGUUGAAUCGCAUGAUUGUACCCGUGUUGAGGCGGAGAAGAUAGCAGUCAGAAACAGGCGGUUUCACUACGACGACAUAUUCGAGAGAAUAAAAGAUGAAACAUAUCUGACGUCACUCCAUGACUUCAUCGACAGAAUUGAACAACAGGAGGACGUCCGUCGCAGGCUGACGGAGAAGACGAUUGACCUGAGAAAGAAUAUCGACUUCGCCGAUGAGGAUAGGCAAAAACUCCAAGAUGACAGAAGCAAGCUGAGAUAUGCAGUCGGUGGGAGAAUUUCCAGUGCGCAAAAUGCAAUGAGCCAGUUUUUUGACAACAUUCAUCAACAGCAAGAGAGGAAGGAAUAUUACCAAGAGGAACUGCACAUGUCAGGAAGACUCAUUACAGACGUCAAGACUGUCAUCCUUGGUCUCAUGGCUAAACUUAAAGCUAUGAAACUUAAACCUGAUGUGAGGAACUACUCCCAUGGUGACGUCGUGGAAGAUCUUGAGACUUGCCGCGAGAAAAUGGUGUUGCUUACGGAGGGCGUGGACCAGUCCCUCGCGAAGAUUGGUUUGGAGGAUUCUAUCCAAAAAGUCAUCAUGCAACCAGAGUACCAUGUGAUCCGACUUGAGCAGCUAGCAGAUAACAUAAGAAAAAAACUAUCAACGAGUUUCCCGUCUAUAAGCGCUGAAAGUUACGAGUACGACACUCAUGACAUCAAUGAGGAGAUGUUAUCACGCAAUGAUAUCAAACGAAUCGCACAGGCAGUCGUAGACAGUAAAACAAAGCAUCCGAAAAAAAACAAAAAUAAGAGGAAAUAG
Lineus longissimus is the source of this 1662-nucleotide messenger RNA. Its product is annotated as outer dynein arm-docking complex subunit 3-like. NCBI's taxonomy places the organism in Eukaryota, Metazoa, Nemertea, Pilidiophora, Heteronemertea, Lineidae. Gene Ontology annotation, biological process: cilium movement; outer dynein arm assembly. The record is from RefSeq and is a predicted model, not a curated record. Gene Ontology annotation, cellular component: ciliary basal body; cilium; ciliary tip. Bases 1 to 1662 code for a protein of 553 amino acids. The transcript is spliced from 13 exons.